Molecule: messenger RNA, 4435 nt
Organism: Mirounga angustirostris (Northern elephant seal)
Lineage: Eukaryota; Metazoa; Chordata; Mammalia; Carnivora; Phocidae
Gene: HIP1R
Product: huntingtin interacting protein 1 related
Exons: 32
Coding region: 132-3305 (1057 amino acids)
Biological process (GO): clathrin coat assembly; endocytosis; actin filament organization
Cellular component (GO): actin cortical patch; clathrin-coated vesicle
Molecular function (GO): phosphatidylinositol-3,5-bisphosphate binding; actin filament binding; clathrin light chain binding
Source: RefSeq, a predicted model, not a curated record
GGACCGAGCAGGGGCGGGGCGGCCGGGCGCCCUGCGGCGGCCUCGCCGUGCCUAGGCUGGGGCGGGCGUCCGUGACGCUCAGUCGCGCGGGGCCGGCGGGGAGCGCGAGCGGCGGCGGCGGCGGCGGCAGGAUGAACAGCAUCAAGAGCGUGCCGGCGCGGGUGCUGAGCCGCAGGCCGGGCCACAGCCUGGAGGCCGAGCGCGAGCAGUUCGACAAGACCCAGGCCAUCAGCAUCAGCAAAGCCAUCAACACCCAGGAGGCCCCCGUGAAGGAGAAGCAUGCCCGGCGCAUCAUUCUGGGCACUCACCAUGAGAAGGGCGCCUUCACCUUCUGGUCCUACGCCAUUGGUCUGCCACUUCCCAGUAGCUCCAUCCUCAGCUGGAAGUUCUGCCACGUCCUGCACAAGGUGCUCCGAGACGGACACCCAAAUGUGCUGCAUGACUGCCAACGCCAUCGGAGCAACAUUCGGGAGAUCGGGGAUCUGUGGGGACAUUUGCAUGACCGCUACGGGCAGCUGGUGAACGUUUACACCAAACUCUUGCUGACCAAAAUCUCCUUCCACCUCAAGCACCCCCAGUUUCCCGCGGGCCUGGAGGUGACAGACGAGGUGCUAGAGAAGACCGCUGGGACCGACGUCAACAACAUUUUCCAGCUCACUGUGGAGAUGUUUGACUACAUGGACUGUGAGCUGAGGCUUUCUGAAUCAGUUUUCCGGCAGCUCAACACAGCCAUUGCUGUGUCCCAGAUGUCCUCGGGCCAGUGCCGCCUGGCGCCCCUCAUCCAGGUCAUCCAGGACUGCAGCCACCUCUACCACUAUUCCGUGAAGCUCAUGUUCAAGCUGCACGCCUGUCUUCCAGCUGACACCCUGCAAGGCCACAGGGACCGGUUCCACGAGCAGUUUCACAGCCUCAGAAACUUCUUCCGCAGAGCCUCGGACAUGCUCUACUUCAAGCGGCUCAUCCAGAUCCCCCGGCUGCCCGAGGGACCUCCCAACUUCUUGCGGGCCUCGGCACUGGCUGAACACAUCAAGCCGGUGGUGGUGAUCCCCGAGGAGGCCCCUGAGGAUGAGGAGCCGGAGAAUCUCAUCGAGAUCAGCACGGGGCCCCCGGCUGGGGAGCCAGCGGUGGUGGCUGACCUCUUCGAGCAGACGUUUGGACCCCCCAAUGGCUCCUUGAAGGAUGAUAGGGACGUGCAGAUCGAGACCCUGAAGAGAGAGGUGGAGACGCUCCGCGCGGAGCUGGAGAAGAUCAGGCUGGAGGCCCAGCGCUACGUGUCGCAGCUGAAGGGCCAGGUGAAUGCGCUGGAGGCAGAGCUGGAGGAGCAGCGCAAGCAGAAGCAGAAGGCGCUGGUGGACAACGAGCAGCUCCGGCACGAGCUGGCCCAGCUGCAGGCCGCCCAGCGGGAAGGCGAGCGCAACCAGGGCCUGCGCGAGGAGGCUGAGAAGAAGGCCAGCGCCGUCGAGGCGCGCUACCACAAGCUCAAGGAGAAGCACAGCGAGCUCAUCGGCACACACGCCGAGCUGCUCCGGAAGAACGCGGACACGGCCAAGCAGCUGACGGUGACGCAGCAGAGCCAGGAGGAGGUGGCGCGGGUGAAGGAGCAGCUGGUCUUCCAGAUGGAGCAAGUGAAACGGGAGGCGGAGGUGAAGCUGGAGGAGCAGAGUGACCUGCUGGAGAAGCUCAGGAAGGAGCUGGAGGCCAAGGCCGGAGAGCUGGCGCGCGCGCAGGAGGCGCUGACCCGCACCGAGCAGAGCGGGUCGGAGCUGAGCUCGAGGCUGGACACGCUGAGUGCGGAGAAGGCGGCGCUGAGCAGCGCGGUGCAGCGGCGGGACGCGGACCUGCUGGCGGCCCAGGGCCUCGUGCGCGAGAAGGAGGCGGCGCUGAGCUGCGAGCGGCAGCGCAGCUCCCAGGAGAGGGCCGAGCUGCGGGGGCAGCUAGCCGGCAAGGAGUCUCAGGAACAGGAGCUCCGGCGGAGGCUCCUGGACCAGCAGUUCGAGGUGCUGCGGGGCACGGCCGCCGAGGCCGAGCGCAUCCUGCAGGACGCCGUGGCCAAGCUCGACGACCCCCUGCACCUGCGCUGCACCAGCUCCCCAGACUACCUGGUGAGCAGGGCCCAGGCCGCCCUGGACGCCGUGAGCGCCCUGGAGAAGGGCCAUGCCCAGUACCUGGUCUCCAGGUCAGACGCCUCCGCGCUGGUGGCAGCCCUGACCCAGUUCUCCUACCUGGCUGCAGACACCAUUGUCAACGGCGGUGCCACCUCCCAUCUGGCCCCUACCGACCCCGCGGACCGCCUGGUCGACAGCUGCAGGGAGUGUGGGGCUCGCGCUCUGGAGCUCAUGGGGCAGCUGCAAGAACAGCAGACUCUGCCCCAGGCCCAGCCCAGCCUGGUGCGGACCCCCCUGCAGGGCAUCCUGCAGCUGGGCCAGGAGCUGAAGCCCAAGAGCCUGGAUGUGCAUCAGGAGGAGCUUGGGGCCAUGGUGGACAAGGAGAUGGCGGCCACAUCUGCAGCCAUCGAAGAUGCUGUGCGGAGGAUCGAGGACAUGAUGAACAAGGCCCGCCAUGCCAGCUCUGGGGUGAAGCUGGAGGUGAAUGAAAGGAUCCUCAAUUCCUGCACAGAUCUGAUGAAGGCCAUCCGGCUCUUGGUGACAACAUCCACCAGCCUACAGAAGGAAAUCGUGGAGAGCGGCAGGGGGGCAGCCACGCAGCAGGAGUUUUAUGCCAAGAACUCUAGGUGGACUGAAGGCCUCAUCUCCGCCUCCAAGGCCGUGGGCUGGGGAGCCACGCAGCUGGUGGAGUCGGCGGACAGGGUGGUGCUGCACACGGGCAAGUACGAGGAGCUCAUCGUCUGCUCCCACGAGAUCGCAGCCAGCACGGCCCAGCUCGUGGCGGCCUCCAAGGUGAGGCUCGGUGAAGGCGGACAAGCGCAGCCCCCACCUGAGCCGGCUCCAGGAGUGCUCCCGCAGCGUCAACGAGAUGGCCGCCAACGUGGUGGCCUCCACCCAGUCCGGCCAGGAGCAGAUCGAAGAACGAGACACCAUGGACUUCUCGGGCCUGUCCCUCAUCAAGCUGAAGAAGGAGGAGAUGGAGACCCAGGUCCGCGUCCUGGAGCUGGAGAAGACGCUGGAGGCCGAGCGCGUGCGGCUGGGGAUGCUGCGGAGGCAACACUACAUGCUGGCUGGGGCCAUGGGGACGCCCGGUGUGGAGGAUCUUGGCCGACCACGCGCUGCCGCCCGCAGCGGGGCCUCCAAGAAGCCACCUCUGGCCCAGAAGCCCAGUGUGGCCCCCCGGCAGGACCACCAGCUUGACAAAAAGGAUGGCGUCUACUCAGCUCAACUCGUCAACUACUAGGCUCCUGGAGCGUCUGCUGGGGAGGCUAGUGAGCAGGCCUGGGCCUUGUGUGGCUGCCCCGACUUGGCUCAGGAGCCUCCAAGGGGUGCAGCCCCCAGCCCCACGGCCAGGGUCGGUGUCCCCGAGGCCCCCAGCUCUGGCUGAACCCAAAGGAUCAGGGAUCGGGGCGGUUCUCCUGGACAUGAGUCUAUCUGCAACGGGCACUGGUGAGAGCAGCCAGAACGUAGCAGGCCUGACCCACAGGCCUUCAGGAAAUAUAUGGAACUUUUGUAAUCUGAGUUAGAGCUUUCCUUCAUGAGUUUGGAUUCACCCUGGGAAGCAGGGCCCCUGGAGAGGGUGUUUGGGCAGGACCUCCCUGCCUUUUGAACUCAAGGUCUGAAAAACCAGUCCUUGCUGGCUGCCAGGGUCAUAGGCAAGAUGUCACCUAGUUGUAGCCUUCUUGGGGCACGGAUUCCAUGGAGACGGGCCCGGGCUGGUCUCAGGCAAAGCAGACCGCUCUAGAGCGGGCCGGGGUACUGCCCAGGCUCCUUGGGCCUCCCUCUGAGGCCUCGGUGAGGGGAGCACAGAGGAUGUGCCCUGAGUCUGGGGGCAGCGGCCAGAGCCCCCAGCUGGUGGGCACAGGUGCUGGCCUGCUGUCCUUCCCAGAGUCUCUCUCUGCUCCCAUCUGGGGCGACCCUCCUGUUUCCUGGUUUUCCUGCCCCUGCUCACUGUUUCUGCCCUGGAGGCCCUGUUGCGCAUGUUUCCCAUCGCCCACCCCCUCUCCACCCCACCCUGCCCUCCGCCAGGCCCAGGGCACCUUGUGCCCCCCCCAGGGAGGGGGCCACCCGGCAGCCCCACUCCCCCCUUGGCCUGCCUGGCCCCAUUUGGAGGAUUUGCAAGAACCUGUGUUCCUGGAGUCCCCAGCCCGACGCCAGGGAGGCGUGGGGAGGAAAGGACAAGCAGCUUGGGCCCCGUGAACUUCCCCAUCCCACAAUGGUCCGGUCCCAUCCCGGUCUGGAGAGGAGUAAAAGGACCAGCUCUUCUGCUUUGCCCUUAGUAUUACCUUGUUGGAAGAGUCAGAUUGGCAAUAAAAUGCACUUGGACUGUU